AUGUAUCUAUACUCAGCAUGUCGUGCCGCUAAUCCCAAACACCGUGGGUCAAUGGCACUAUGGGGUCCAGUGAAGCGUGGCUCUAGGACGCGUCUGUCAUAUAAAACGAUGUCUUCACUCAUAUUUGACAGUUACACGACAGAAACUAUACAGUUGACAGCAACAGCGUCAAAGAUGGUUAAGAUCGUCUUAUUCAUCAUUGCCUCCUUAUUAUCCUUGGCCCUUUCGGCUCCCGUUGAAAAGGCUGAAGAUCUAGCCUCCUCUGAUAAAGAGGAUCUUCAAACCGCAGCUUCACAUUUCGGACCGUACGGCUAUGGCUUUGGGGGCUACAGAUACGGAGGAUAUUACGGCUAUCCUUAUUACAGUUAUUACGGCUAUCCCGGAUACGGUUACGGCGGCUUAUACGGAGGCUUCCCAUACGGAUAUUACGGUCACGGCUUCUGGUGGUAA
This is a messenger RNA of Danaus chrysippus (African queen), 450 nucleotides long. The record is from the annotation of a GenBank genome assembly. NCBI's taxonomy places the organism in Eukaryota, Metazoa, Arthropoda, Insecta, Lepidoptera, Nymphalidae.